AGCUGAUAACGACUAAUCUCUGCGCAACGGAUCAAUUUUCUGAUAAAUAUUUCGAGGAAAAACACUUUUCAUUACCAUAAAUUGACGUAUGCGUAAAACUUAAUAAGGUGUUGGGUGUACCAAAUCGUGACAUCGCAUCAUCCUCUGAUAAAGAUUACACCACUACCAGGAAGAGGUAAUACGUGAACAAGUAAAGUAAUAGUAAAGUAUAGUACGGAAAUGUUGAGAAAAUAACAUAAAAAGAUAGCAAAAGAUGUUACUACUAUAUGCCAUUUUUCUUGGCUUGUUUUGCUGUCCAACUUCUAUCAAAGCUACUCUGACAAUAUCCGAAAAUGCAAAACCAGGUGAAGUUAUUUUUAACCACACAAAAGAGGGAGGAGAAUGCAAAAUAAUGGAACCAUCCAUGAAGAAGAUAUAUUUCGUCUUCAAUGACACACGUCUAUUAAUCAACGAAACGCCGGAUUUAGAAGAAGAUGAGGCUUUGUGUAAUGGGAAAACAAUUGUUUUAAAAUAUAAUUGUUCAGAUAAACAAACUGGUAAAGUUCCGACAUACUCUUUACCACUCACUAUUGAGCCUAUCGACGAGUUCCCUCCGAAAUUUGACCUUCCGAAAUUUUAUUCGUUCUUGAAGGAGGAAGAACCUAUCGGAACUAAAGUGAAGUAUGCAAAUGGUACAGAUAUAGAUUUUAAGAAUCAUGUGCAUGAUGAAGAUUGUGACGAUGAUCGAUUGAAUCUUGAAUUACACGGAAGUCAAAUGGGAAUAUUCAGACUGAGCGGUAGCAGUAUAGUAACAAAUAGAGUCAUUGAUUAUGAGACAGACGAUAAUAUGUACAAUUUAACACUAAAUGCUGAAAAUGAUCCUGACGAUCCAACACAGGCGAACUCUAGUUAUGUCAAUGUUGAACUAACAGUCAUACCACAUGAACUUGCCCACGACCAAGACUUGGGAAUAAACCAGACCCUCAAUUACACUCUCCUUGAUAAAAAAGAAUUCAUAAGUAUUAAUGAUGUCACUGGGGCUAUUUCUCUUAGCAAACAAUUGGACAGAGAGCAUGAAGCCAGUUAUUCUUUUCAAAUCAAGGCCUUUCAGACUAAUUCUGAACAGAGAUUUGCUUUAACGAAAAUGGAUCUGAUAGUUGACGAUAUUAAUGAUAAUCACGCCGUCUUCAAUAGGACAUUCAUCCAAGUUGCUAUUCAGGAAAACCUUGCAACAGGAAGUUUUAUUAAGGUCGUCCAGGCCGUUGAUGCAGAUGUGGGAAUUAAUAGUAAAUUUAGGUAUGUCAUAAGUGAAGGUGCUCUAACCGUGGAUCCUGCAACUGGAAUCGUAUCAGUGGUCAACUCUUCAGCGUUGGAUCGUGAAACAGAUGACAGAUUGACAUUUCAGAUUUCAACCAUUCCUGAAAACGAAGUUGUCUCCGACGGGCCUUGUCCCAACUGUAAUGUUACCUUGAACGUUACAUUGAUUGAUGUGAACGACAACAAUCCUAUAUUUAAUGAUUCACCUUAUCUAUUUACUGUGGAAGAUAACGUUCCUGGUGAACAUGUGGGAAAGGUAUCCGCUGAAGAUGCCGAUAAAGACGAAAACGCAUUGGUCAGGUACUCAAUUGAAAGUCAAACAUCUGAUUUCAGCAUUAAUAGUAUAACAGGGGAAAUAACUCUUCAACGUCAAACCACACUCCCUACUUCUAUCUUAGUAGAGGCUUGUGACAACCCAAUUAUCAUAUCUCUCAGGCGAUGUAGUAUUGUGCAAGUAAAUAUCCAAUCAAAAGAUAACUCUUCCGUAACAGGACAUGAUAUAGUUAUAGAUGUAUUUGAAAAUUUACCAGUAAACAGUUCUGUUGCAGAAGUGUCGUUUUAUUCCAACCGAUUCAAAUAUGAUCUGCAGACUAAUGAUGAUUUCAUGUUAAUUAAAAACAUUAUCAAAACGAAAGUUAAAUUAGAUCGUGAGAAUAUACAAUGCUAUAGCCUCCAGCUUAAUGUAUUAAACGGUUCUCAGACACAGAACAGUUAUUUUGUGAACAUAACAGUCAAAGAUGUCAAUGAUAAUGCCCCUGAAUUUGUUCAAAGCAAUUAUUUGUUUUCCUUGACUGAUGAUAUGAAAUCUGGUUCAUUUAUUGGCAAAGUUGAGGCCACAGACAAAGAUGAAGGCGUAAACGCCAAUGUAACGUAUUAUUUAGAAGGACAAAAUUCAAAAUAUUUUUCUAUCGGAACGACUGAUGGUGGAAUAUCUUUGUCAACGAUGCCUGAUAUUGGCUUAACCCAACAAUUCCUGUCACUGAUAGUACGUGCUGCCGAUAGUGGACAACCCAGCCUUCAGAAUCUAACUGUUGUACAGAUACAUGUUGGCCUCGGUAAUGGAACCAUCCGAAUACCAGUUGGAACAGAAAAAAACACAAUUGUUGACGAUAAGGGCAAGUAUGAAAAAGCGUUGACAGAUAUUCUUGGAGUAGAUACUGAGAUAACAAGCGCCUCUUCUUCUGGUGCGGGAGGAUCGGUUAUUUAUAUAUCUGCUUCGAAUGGAACAGAUGAAAUACCUUUGAACGAUCUAAGCAGACGGGUUUAUUCUAAGUGGGACGCCAUACAAGAAUUAUUUAAGAGAGAGCAACAAUCUGUCCCACCAACAGCUGAUAAUGGAAUGAGCUCUGAAGCUAUCGCAUUAAUAGCAGUUGCUUGUGUCCUUUUCGUUGGUUCUAUUCUUCUUACGGCUGUUACAUACUAUAAAUUUAAAAGGUAUCAACGACUGCAGCGUUUAGUUCAUAAUUUAAGUCGUAAGAAUUCCAUCUAUGAAACGCAAGAGACAUCUAUAGCCAUUGAAGAAGAAGAAGUAUCAGAUUAUUAUUCGACAUCAACACAAAAUUUGAUAAAAGACGAUAAAACCUCUGCAAAUGUACCAAAUGGACAAGUAUCCGGUUUUGUUAACCCUGGUUAUGUCGCUGAUGAACAUUUAUCUACGGAGCGGCAAAACAGCUCCCAAAAUACAGAACUAGAAUUAGAUAAUGACCUGGAUCAACCAACCGCAUCAUCAGAAACACCAGAUAAUAUUUUAGAGCACAAAGUUGAAAAAGACUACAAUGAACCUCAUGUGGAUGAUGCUAACAAUGGAGACACAGAAAAUCCACUUAAUGAAGAUUUAUUAAAUAAUGACGAAAGCAUUAAUGAUCCAGUAAACGACGACAUAGUGAAACAUGAAGAAAUAACGAACGUAACAAAUGAGGAUAGAUCACUAGUGGAUACAGAUAAAUCUGAAGGCUUUUUUGUUCCAGCCCCACCACCAUUACCAGACAUUUUGCCAUCCUUAUCAAAAUCGUCAUCAUCUUCCGAGUUGAUGAAUACUACUCAUAAACCACCUGCAGAUGCUCUGAAAACUCCUAAUUACGAAAAUGUUCUUUUUGAGCUCUCUGCAGCUGUAAAGAAGAGAUCGGCUGGUGAAGAAGAUGUUGAAGAUGAACCAGAAAUUGACCCUGAAUUCAAAGGUGUACCGAACGUUCACAACGAAAAUCUGCCAACCAGCCUCGAGGUUAUAGACCUAGAUGAAGCUGGUCCUGAGGAUCUUAACACGAGUUCAAAUCUGAGCGACCUGGACGAGCCAGAACCCGACUACGCCAAGCGUGUUCGUUUUAAUGAGGAUGGCGUCAAAGACGAAACAACUCCUCCAAAGAUCGAGAAAUCAGAAGAUUCUGAUGACGACCAACCUCAUUUGGGACAUGACCUGAGGAAUUCCGAAGAAAUAAAAUCACCCGAAGAUUCUGUAAAUGGAGAAUCAGGAACAUUUGUGUUCGGACAAGUAGAGAUAACUGAGUUAUAGAUUUAAAAAUCGAACAAAUGUCGAACCGAUCGUUUGAUUGCUGUUAGCUUCAGAAAUUAUUUAAUGAAGCUGUUCAUACUUUUUACUAUUUAUUAAUCAACGUUUAUUACAGUGUUAUCUAUAUUUAUAAUGUUAAAAUUAGAUAAAUGCAAGAAUGUAAUCUCCGCCAGCAAUUGGUUAUAUGAUCAGUAAAAUAGACUUAUGGGAUGAAGUUACAUUAAGAGCAUCUUUAUGAAUAUUCAAUGUAACUUAGCCAGAGGCGGAGCCAGGUUUACGUCCGAGGGGGUGGGUCGAAACAUCUGAGGUUGCCCUAAUUUCCAACCUAGGUAUGAGAUUUUUGCCCGAAAAACUUGCUUUCGGGGCUGCGAGGAGUGUGGGGGGCCCCUCUGCCCCCCUUUGGCUCCGCCACAGAAUAUAGUAUGCUUUUCAUAUAUAUUUCUUUCAUCUUAAAUGCAUUAUUAUCUUAUAUUCAUUCCAUGGGCUGAAUCUUAGACAGGACCAUGUCACUUUGGUGUGGUGGACGUAAUUCUGACCCAUGUAAAAUAAAGAGUUUAUUAUUUUUUGUAUGUUAUUGUUAACGUGUUGUUUAACAGUCUAGAAUUGACUAUUAUCAUUCAAGGAUGAAACCCAUGAAAUAUAAAUAAGUAUCGAAUCAUAUGUAGCGUUACGAUUGAGCCUAUCGAGAUUCAGAAAAUAUUAAAUGCAACUUAUGACUCCUGGUUCUUCGAAAUGUUUUGCUGUAGAACUCUACCGAAGCAACAGUUUUAGCCGAACUUACUAUAUUAUGUUACAAAAUGAUAUUUUGGGCUGGUGAUGGUUCCCGUUCUUUCAAAUGUCUAAUGAAACAGAAUUCAUUUAUAUGACCAAAUGUGAUUAACAGAAGUUGAUAAACCGAAUGUAAAGUAUUCUUUGUAAUAUUUUAAAAUUAUAAUUUGCUUCUUAUAAAGACUUUUUUGUAUACGU
Lottia gigantea (owl limpet) is the source of this 4768-nucleotide messenger RNA. RefSeq lists its product as hypothetical. The record is from RefSeq and is a predicted model, not a curated record. Gene Ontology annotation, biological process: homophilic cell-cell adhesion. Gene Ontology annotation, cellular component: plasma membrane. The transcript is spliced from 27 exons. Gene Ontology annotation, molecular function: calcium ion binding. NCBI's taxonomy places the organism in Eukaryota, Metazoa, Mollusca, Gastropoda, Lottiidae. The coding region runs from base 254 to 3805 and encodes 1183 amino acids.